CAAAUCUCCACCUUCCCAAUUAAAACCCUAACCCUAACAAUCCCCAAACCCCAGAAAUUCGACUACCCAAACCCUAACAAUCCCCAAUCGACACCCUCUCGUUUCGAUUUCCAAGUGCAGAUUGUUCUUCUUCUAACGGUCGAUCAAGAUGGUGUUAGCGCAACUGGGAGGGAGCAUAUCGCGUGCUCUCCAGCAGAUGAGCAAUGCGACGAUAAUCGACGAGAAAGCCCUCAACGAUUGCCUCAAUGAGAUCACUAGGGCUCUACUUCAGGCCGACGUUCAGUUCAAACUCGUCCGUGAUAUGCAGAAUAAUAUCAAGAAGAUCGUCAAUCUCGACGACCUCGCCGCUGGCCACAACAAGCGCAGGAUUAUUCAGCAGGCUAUUUUCAAUGAGCUCUGCAAAAUGUUGGAUCCUGGGAAGCCUUCUUUCACGCCAAAGAAAGGGAAAACUAGUGUAGUCAUGUUUGUCGGUUUGCAAGGGUCAGGUAAAACGACGACGUGUACCAAAUACGCAUAUUACCACCAGAAGAAGGGAUGGAAGCCAGCUUUGGUGUGCGCAGAUACAUUCAGAGCUGGUGCUUUUGAUCAGUUGAAGCAGAAUGCUACGAAGGCUAAAAUUCCGUUUUAUGGAAGCUAUAUGGAGUCGGAUCCUGUAAAAAUUGCAGUCGAAGGCGUAGAAAGAUUCAAGCAGGAAAAUUGUGAUCUUAUAAUUGUAGAUACCAGUGGACGCCAUAAACAAGAAGUUGCUCUUUUUGAAGAAAUGCGCCAAGUGUCUGAAGCAACGAAACCCGAUCUUGUUCUAUUUGUUAUGGAUAGCAGUAUUGGUCAAGCUGCAUUUGAUCAAGCUCAAGCGUUCAAGCAAAGUGUUGCAGUUGGAGCUGUGAUUGUUACUAAGAUGGAUGGUCAUGCGAAGGGUGGUGGUGCUUUGAGUGCAGUCGCUGCUACAAAAAGCCCUGUAAUAUUUAUUGGAACUGGAGAGCAUAUGGAUGAGUUUGAAGUUUUUGAUGUUAAACCAUUUGUCAGUCGCCUUUUAGGCAUGGGUGACUGGUCUGGAUUCAUGGACAAAAUUCAUGAAGUUGUACCUAUGGACCAACAGCCAGAGCUUUUACAGAAGCUUUCGGAAGGAAACUUCACCUUGAGGAUAAUGUAUGAGCAAUUUCAAAACAUACUCAAAAUGGGUCCCAUUGGCCAGGUUUUUUCAAUGCUUCCAGGAUUUAGUCAAGAGUUAAUGCCAAAAGGACGUGAAAAGGAAAGCCAAGCAAAGAUCAAACGUUACAUGACUAUGAUGGAUUCGAUGACUAAUGAAGAGUUGGAUAGCACCAACCCUAAGCUCAUGAAUGACUCGAGGAUUAUGCGGAUAGCAAGGGGGUCUGGCCGGCAGGUUAGAGACGUGAUGGAAAUGUUGGAUGAGUACAAGCGACUCGCCAAGAUUUGGAGCAAGAUGAAGGGGCUUAAGAUUCCUAAGAAGGGAGAAAUGAGUGCGUUGUCACGGAACAUGAAUGCACAACACAUGAGCAAAGUCCUUCCCCCACAGAUGUUGAAGCAGAUUGGCGGCAUGGGAGGGUUGCAAAACUUGAUGAAGCAAAUGGGUUCCAGUAAAGACAUGAUGGGCAUGUUUGGCGGUGGGGAUAAGUAGUUUCUGGCAACUGCAAAAGCAAUCGCUGCAAAUUGUUUCAAGUACAACCAUAGGAAGUUUGGUUGGUAGAGGAACAAACAGCAUCCGGGCCUCUAAACUCAUGACAAUAGAAGCUUUCUUUUUCUUUUCUUUUUUUUUUUCCGCAUUUGUUGUAAUUUCUUUCCGGUUCAUUGGUUAUUUAUUUUUCACCUGGUAGAAUGACGGUUUCUUGUACAAUUUUCUGACAGCAAGUUACGUGUGCAGAUAAUAGCAAUAGAAUUCCAACCUCUAA
Messenger RNA from Rhododendron vialii, 1907 nucleotides. RefSeq names its product signal recognition particle subunit SRP54 2. The record is from RefSeq and is a predicted model, not a curated record. Gene Ontology annotation, molecular function: endoplasmic reticulum signal sequence receptor activity; GTPase activity; GTP binding. Lineage: Eukaryota; Viridiplantae; Streptophyta; Magnoliopsida; Ericales; Ericaceae. Gene Ontology annotation, cellular component: cytosol; signal recognition particle, endoplasmic reticulum targeting. The transcript has 9 exons. Gene Ontology annotation, biological process: SRP-dependent cotranslational protein targeting to membrane; SRP-dependent cotranslational protein targeting to membrane, translocation. Bases 149 to 1636 code for a protein of 495 amino acids.